AUGCGGAAUGACCACCUUGAUCUGGACAAUGUCCACCCUCUGCUAAUACUUCGCCUACGACCUGCCACCCCAGUUCUCCCUCCACCUCACGCCACGACCCCGACCAACAUCACCACGACGACGGGGGAUCCGUCCGCACCGUCCAUCAUCCCUCUGGCCUUCGACGCCGUCCUGCACGCCGGCAACCGCCGCGCCACGGAACGGUGCUACCACCACGGAGAGGCGGCUGUGGCCUACGGCGGCUUCACCCUCGCGUCAGGCCGGACGCUGGACUUCUGCGUGCCGUGGAAAGGGGCGCGGGAGGUGCCCUUCAAGCUUUCGUGGGUCUGGGACGACGGUGCUGGCCGCCUGCACGAGCACCUGCGUGGCCGCAUUGCGGCGGCAGAGAGAGCCGGCGCCGUGGAGCUCGAGCUCCAGGUGAGACUCCUCCAAGGAGACGACAGGCCGACAUGGAUCUCGUGCAAAGCGAGGAUGGGUGUAUCGCAUGGCGUCGUGACACCAUGCCCGUGCACCGUGCUCGCUUUGCAGAACUGGUUUUCGCAUCUAGCCUAGAACAGCAGAGUUAGUGCAACCUUAGAAUUUCUUUAUUCUAGCGUGCAUCGAAUAUUGCUGGCAUGUUGCAACAGGCAAAAAUCUGGAGAGUUUCCAUAUAUUCAGUGCGUGCGCACACGUCAGUUUCUGUGCAGGUUUCCUAGA
This is a messenger RNA of Lolium perenne, 696 nucleotides long. NCBI's taxonomy places the organism in Eukaryota, Viridiplantae, Streptophyta, Magnoliopsida, Poales, Poaceae. The record is from RefSeq and is a predicted model, not a curated record.